UUCCAAAUCGCCAGAAACUGUCGUGGGAGACGGACGUGCUCAGUCGUGCUCCAGAAAGCAACUAGACAUUCUGCUGUAGCUGUAAAUGCCAAAUUAAUAUGUUUUAAAUUGAUUAAUUCACAAUUAAUAGAAUUUAACUCGUGUGCGCGCUUCGUUGAGGAAUAACGGUUCUUCUCGCAGCCAACUUAACUCGCCGUGUGUUUACUUUACUUUGCCCAAGUGCGAGAGUGUGUGGAUGUGCGCGAAACGGAAAUAAGAAAUAAACAAGAGCGACAACAACAGCAACAAGAAGUGUAAGCAAAAGUGAAAAGGAAGACGAAAGAGGAAAUGCUAAAGUACAGCAGCAGUAGCAGCGACAACAACAACAAAUACACGAACAAAACGCCAGAGUGCAAGUGCAUCGCGUGAGUGUCUUACAGUGUGCGUGUGCGUUUGUGUGUUUUAGCUUGAGCGUGUGCGUGUGUGUUGGUGAGGCGGCGGAAGUAGAAACGUUUGACUUGUUCUUCUGCUCUUCGCCUUCUUUAUUUGCUCCGCUUUGCGGCUGGCAUUCGUCGCAGAACGAAGCGAAAAUAAAAACAAAAACAGAGAGCCAGGAUUAGCCCCAAAAGCACACAACCACCGCCCACUGAUUACCCCCCACGAGAAGGAAACACAAACAACAAUGGCAACUUGGCGCGACGCCCUCUUCGUCAUCGGCAGAUAACAACAAGAAAAACAUCGCAUUAACAAAAACAAAUACAACAACAAAAAAGCAGAGCGAAGCAAAAAGCUAAAGCAUUCUGGGAUCUGGACAUAUCCGCUUCCGCGUUGCUUCUGUCGCAAAAACAGCUCAAGAAUCGAAUCCGAAGCCCAACGCAAACAGACAAAAUCACUCGCUCACCUUACAGUUCGUCACCACCGUGCACAGUGGAGCAAACAGAUAACACCAUUUGAAGGCAACUCGAGUGGCUCCCACUGACCCACUGAUACGGAUCCGCUGACCAGGACACUUCCUUACACACUGUGGCUGCAUGUCCAAAAUGAAAAUGCUCCCAGUACAGCUAUCAUUGAACUCGCUGAAUCCCGGCAUCUGGAGCGAUGUGCUCUGGCGCUGCCCCCCGGCGCCGUCCAGCCAGCUGGCGGAGCUGAAAACACAACUGCCCCCAUCCCUGCCCUCAGAUCCGCGCCUCUGGAGCCGCGAGGAUGUGCUCGUCUUCCUGCGCUUCUGUGUCCGCGAAUUCGAUCUCCCCAAGCUUGACUUUGAUCUCUUCCAAAUGAACGGCAAGGCUUUGUGCCUGCUGACACGAGCGGACUUUGGCCACCGGUGUCCGGGGGCAGGUGAUGUGCUCCACAAUGUGCUGCAGAUGUUGAUCAUAGAGUCCCACAUGAUGCAGUGGCAUCUGCCCAACAGUCCAGUGACGCCCACCAGUCGUUAUCCCCUGUCGCCGCACAGUCAUCCGCCGACGCCCACGUGGCCGCCACUGAAUGCUCCGCCGGAGAACAGUCCCUUCCACAGUUCGGCUCACGGUCUGGCGGGUCAUCAUUUUAUGGCACCGAACUCUGUUACGCUGAGUCCCCCGCCCUCGGUGGAUUCCCAGGCGAGUAGUCCACCGCAGGCACCUUAUCAAAACGGUGGCGCCAAUGGAGGAGCAGCAGGUGGAGCAGGAGUUGGGUCAGCAAAUGCUGCAGGUGGAGCAACCAGCACCAGCAAUCCCACAUCGUCGAGUGCCAGCAGUACCGGCAGCAAUGGUUCCCAGCCGAACAUUAUGCCCAUGAAGGGCAUCAGCAGUGCCAGCAGCAAUCACUCCGACUCCGAGGAGGAGUACUCGGAGACCAGUGGUGGAUUGGGCAAGAUGGCACCGGCACCGCCGUCCUACAGCACGGCCAGUCCGCCGGGAACACCCAUACUGAAGGACAUCAAGCCGAAUUGGACGCAGCAGCUCACGAACAGUUUUGUGAACUCGUGGUCGCAGCAGCAACAACAGCAACAGGCUGCCGCAGUGGCCGCAGCAGCAGCGCAGGCACAGCAGCAACAGUUGCAGCAACAGCAGCAGCAGCAACAACAGUUGCCCCAGAAGCUGACCCUGGAUAAUACUGCUGGCCCAGUGGUGGCCCCGGCUGGAGGAUCCAUCUCCGCACCGACCACGCCCAGUUACAUGUACAAAGCCAAAAGGGAGUUCUUUCCCGAGAACUCGGAGCCCAAUACAAAUGGUCGCCUGUUGUGGGACUUUUUGCAACAGCUGCUGAACGAUCGCAACCAGAAGUACAGCGAUCUGAUAGCCUGGAAGUGCCGCGACACGGGAGUCUUUAAGAUCGUCGAUCCCGCCGGCUUGGCCAAGUUGUGGGGCAUCCAGAAGAACCAUCUGUCCAUGAACUACGACAAGAUGUCGCGUGCCCUGCGCUACUACUACAGGGUGAACAUAUUGCGCAAAGUGCAGGGCGAGCGACAUUGCUAUCAGUUUCUGCGCAACCCAACGGAACUGAAGAACAUCAAGAAUAUUUCGCUGCUGCGGCAAACGACGCCGGCGAACGGCAAUGGCGGUGGCGGUUCAUCCAUGCCUCAAGGCAACAAUCAGGCGCCCGGAAGUCCUGCUGGCCCCAAUUGGAAUCCCCAGCAACAGUCCCAGCAGCAGCAGCAACAACAGCAAUCGCCCCAGCGUCCCGCCUCACGGAAUGGUCCCAUGAGUCUGCCCGCCGUGGCAGCGGUGGCAGCAGCAGCUGCUGCAGCUUAUGGUCCGCCGCCCACAUCGCCGCUCUUCAUGCACGCGAUGAACGGAGCCUUCCACUACCUUUCGGCGGCGGCAGCUGGUCCGCCACCCAAUUCCCCUGCCCUGAACACCCCAUCCGCCGUUGGAGGACCCGACAAGUUCCAGUUCCAUCCCCUGAAGCUGGAGAAUGGUUCGGGAUCGGGUUCGGAAAGCGCUGGCGAGGAUCUGAAGCCCACGGAUCUGAGUGUGAGCAGCAAGAGCAACGCCACCAGCAACGAGGACUGCUAUCCACUCAUUCGCAACGCUGACGGCCUGACGACCAUCAAGCUGAUACGCUACAACGAUCACCCUUCGCCAGCGGAGCAAUCUCCGAAGCCGGAUGACCAGCAGCCAACCGCCUCCAAUGCCAGCAGCAGCUCGCCCCGGCCGAUGGAUCAGGCCAGUGAACAGGCCCAGCCAGUGCCCAUGGAAAGUGAUUGCAAUGGCGGCGAGUCGGAAGACUCCUUCCGGCAUAUGCGGCAGUAGGCGGAGCAGUAUCCUGUGACAAUCAACCACACUACUUCCAUCUUCACCUCCCUCCUGGACACACACACACAGCAUUACCUGAGCAAAAAUGGGACCAGCACAACAAGCGCACAGACAUAUACACAGACACCCUGCUGGACAAAGAUCUGGAUGCCUUUCGGUUAGGAUGGGUUGCUUAGUACUCAGGGGAAACGAAAAUAUAAUCUUUGUAGAAUUUGAAGACAUUUCACAUGGGAGUUUCAUAUGAUAACUGGAAAAGAAAUACUUUAUAACAUAUAAAUUGUUACUCAAAUUCAAAAUCAAAGAUUACUUUCCGUUCCUUCAGUUCUUUGCCAAUGUACAACGACCCGUCCGACUUUCUGUAUAUAGAAAUCACAUCUGCAUAAACCAACACACAAUCAUACAUACAUAUAUUUUAUAGAUCAAGCGUAUUUAAUAAGCUAACCCUAAGCGAAAGCAGAGUGCAUGUAAUUUCUUUGUUGUAAGUAGAUUUCUUGAGCCGGCGCAGCGCAGCCUUCGAUUAUGUGCCAACUUCUACAUUUAUCAAACAAACAAAAAACAAAACAAAAAAAGCCUAACCAUAAUCAAUUAUCUGAGUAAUGACUAGCGAUUAAGGAGUAAGAAUUAGAAUUAGUAGCUUAGAGCGUAAGUGUUGCCACCUUUGAGCUUUACAAAUGUUGCCUCAACAAUGGUUUCAAAUUUAUGAAAACAAAAACCAACAAACAUUGUUAAAAUCGAAAGAAAGUGAAGGAAAUGAAAUAUGAAAUUUGAAUUGUUGGUGAAAUUGUUAAUUAAUAUACAAAUCAGCAUAGAAAGAGUUUUUUGUAUACAACAUGGCAAAUUGAUUUCUUGUGAUAACAACAGAAUUAUCUUUGAUUCACAUUGGCUGAAUGGUCCCGAAGAGAAAGAGCAGUUCCGAAAAACGAAACUGAAACAGUUUUGUGAUCCUUUAACCAAGGAUGGGGCUGCUCAGUCUAUUCAAGAUCAGCCUGAAAAGAGAGCUUUCAAAAUUCAAUUUAAAUUGAGCCCCUAGCCCUAGAUACACUGCAACAAGAAAACACACACAUUAUAAACAUUAUAUAAAAAAAACAUUGGCUUCCAUUUUAAUAUAGCAAUGAUGAUACACACAAGCAUAUAUGUAUACACAUUAGUUUUCUAUUAUUAUCAUUACUUUUAUUAUAUUAUUUGUACGCUAGUUUAAGCGGCUGCAAUUAAAUGGCAGCCCAGCAGCAGUUAGCAGCAAAUGAAGGUGUUCAUUUACGCAUUAACAACUUUAGUUUGUAAAACGCUUACGAUCUUACCGCCACACACCCCACCACCCACUCACCAGCUAAAAACAAUGAAACAAUAGAAAAUGUACAUUUGAAGCACUUUAUUAAUUAUAUUAAACCGAAUGAAGCGAGUUAGGGAGAGAAAUAUCAUCAAUGCACGUUCAUACAUUUAGCCUGUAGUGCAACUGUAAUUAUUAAUUAUUGUGUAGAUCUAUGGUAAACAUAAUUUUCUAUUUGUUUUUCGUACGCCUUAAGUUUAAACACCGCCAAUAGCUAAUAAUUAGCACUCUAGUGUCGCCACAAUACCUGUUCUUCCAUUGAAAACGUUAUCUUUCGAUCAAUACAUAAUUUAUAUAUGUAUAAAAAAAGGAAACAAAUUUAUAUGCAAUAAAUAAAUUGAAAAGUGAAAUCCGA
This is a messenger RNA of Drosophila subpulchrella, 4897 nucleotides long. It is a transcript of the gene aop, whose product is annotated as ets DNA-binding protein pokkuri. Gene Ontology annotation, biological process: regulation of transcription by RNA polymerase II; cell differentiation. Gene Ontology annotation, molecular function: DNA-binding transcription factor activity, RNA polymerase II-specific; sequence-specific DNA binding. The record is from RefSeq and is a predicted model, not a curated record. Bases 1011 to 3212 code for a protein of 733 amino acids. NCBI's taxonomy places the organism in Eukaryota, Metazoa, Arthropoda, Insecta, Diptera, Drosophilidae. Gene Ontology annotation, cellular component: nucleus. The transcript has 4 exons.